Molecule: messenger RNA, 3630 nt
Organism: Suricata suricatta (meerkat)
Lineage: Eukaryota; Metazoa; Chordata; Mammalia; Carnivora; Herpestidae
Gene: KCTD16
Product: potassium channel tetramerization domain containing 16
Exons: 14
Coding region: 2040-3326 (428 amino acids)
Biological process (GO): regulation of G protein-coupled receptor signaling pathway; protein homooligomerization
Cellular component (GO): postsynaptic membrane; presynaptic membrane
Molecular function (GO): protein binding
Source: RefSeq, a predicted model, not a curated record
ACCGAGAGAGGCCGAAAGACGCAGGCGCAGAAAUUGGUUUGUUCCUGUUUGUGGGAAGAACCUUCAAUAGACCAGAGACCUGCGGAAGGAUGUGCCAGGGCUGAUACUGAGCGUACCGAGUCGGUCUCUUGUCCACAGACCACAGAAUGCCGGUGUCUCUGGACUAAGUGUGAUUCAGACAGUGUUACAGAGAGUAAAUAUGUCAUGGGGAAUUGUGCCAGAAAAUUCUGACUUGAAAAUGAUGGUUUCCCCUACUUUCAGCGGUACCCACAAGCACCAAAUGAGGUGAAGAUUUGGCAGCUGUAUACUUAUCAUGUGAAGUUCCGCAGUGAAACCUGAUAAUUAUGAACAUAUGUUUCCUGAGCCCCAAGGAUGGUUACUGUUAUGGCUACUGGAGAGAGCAGGCUGCUCCACCUUGACCAUGACGCUCUCUGUGUACUUAGAUAUGCCCCCGACCCAGCGAGAAGGGCUCCAGACCUGGCUAGGUUCCCCAUCUGCCACACCAGCUCCACCCAACCUGGUCCUCAACUUAAUUGUUUUUACCUUCUUCUACGAGCUGGUGGACUUAUCCAAAGAAUCCAAUUCUAUACCCCUUUGGAGAGCAGGAGUCACCCCACCCUCUUGAAACUACAAUGUUUAUCUCUCACAACUGCUGCUGGUUCACUCUAUUCCUAAUGGUUCUAAAGGGUUUAUGUGGCCCCUGUGUCAGAACAACUUACUGCAUGCAGGAUGAGGCUGACAAACCACAACCUGUGAAGACAGACUGGGGAAAUCCACCGGAAAGAGUCUUUGGAAGGAACUGCAGAUGGGUUGUGGGCAUUCUUUUCCCUGAUGAAUGGCAACCAGAUUUCCCAGAAAGAUACAUGACACUGGCUCCAUUUCAAACAAUCACCUGAAAUCCUCCGGCAGCCAUUGGAACCGCACCUUGCAAACCGGCCUGUCGUUUCAAGAGACGCUAGGGUUGAUGAGAUGUGCUUGAGGCUCAGAUCAUUGUCUGUAAAGCUUGACUCCACACUGGGUACGUGCAUGAUCCGUUUGCAAUGCAAAUUACUGCCUGGUAUGUCUCUGAAGAUAGGGCAGCUGUAUUUUAUCUCCACUUUGCCAUCAGUCACAGCAUCUCUAUAAAGGGAGACAGGUUCAUUUUAUGGACAUGGAACUAGAGGCCACUCUGAGGUGAAGAGGUUCGUCCAAAACACAUGUGAACUGUGUAAGCACUCAGAGCUGAAUACGGCUGUAGGCAUCUUUCUGCAAAAAGGAAGCAGUGCUCAAGAAUCCAGGACGUUUUAAUCUUUGUCUUCUAUUGCCUAAAGGAGCAAGAACAUGUAUGCAUCAGAAGAUGUUCACCCGGGGCUGCAGACCUCAGCUUGAUUCGGCUUCAGGCCAAUCUGGAACCAAACCCCUCCCCUCUCCAAAGUCCCCGGAGUAUGUCCAUGUGUGUAUGUCAUCUCAUUUCAAACAGAAGGUUCACUGUGAAAAUUCAAGGCGUACUGGGAAUAUUUCUUAAGAUUCUCCAGCCAGUCCAUUGUUCCAGACAAGGUUAAGAACUGCUUGUCUCAAAAAAUAGCCUAACCUUUGAAACCCAGAGAAAUAAACAGAACUCCUCAAUUUUUAAAUUCAGAAUCUUCUUAUUUAAACGCUCCAGACGGUGGCUGUGGAUUCUGACUGCUUUGCAAAUGGGUAUUUCUUCACAGGAGCUGGGUUUCCAGCACUCACUAAGGCAGACCUCUGAGUAACUGGGGACUUGGCCUGCCUUGCCUACUGAGCUUGGGGCAGAUCGGAUGGAGAUGAGUUGAUUAUAUUCUAUGAAGUAAUAGCUCACCACCAGCCAGGGUUUAAACUACUUUUGCAGCAUCACUUCACCUGUGGACUCUUCUAAAUUUUGCUUGCUUGGGGAAAAAAACUGGGGUAAGCGAGAAGGUCAUUUUUAACAAGUUAGCAUCCUUCUCCCUCUUUGACAAGUUGAUGCAAAGGAUAAGGCUGUGACUCCAUUGGAUUGCACCUUCAAAUCAAAAUAGAAGAAGAUAAAGAAGAAAGGGACAAUGGCUUUGAGUGGAAACUGUAGUCGUUACUAUCCUCGAGAACAAGGGGCUUCAGUUCCCAACUCCUUCCCUGAGGUCGUGGAGCUGAAUGUUGGCGGUCAAGUUUAUUUCACCCGCCAUUCCACAUUAGUAAGCAUCCCUCAUUCCUUCCUGUGGAAAAUGUUUUCCCCAAAGAGAGACACGGCUAACGAUCUAGCCAAGGACUCCAAAGGAAGGUUUUUCAUUGACAGAGAUGGGUUCCUGUUCCGUUACAUUCUGGACUAUCUCAGGGACAGGCAGGUGGUCCUGCCUGAUCACUUUCCAGAACGGGGAAGACUGAAAAGGGAAGCUGAGUAUUUCCAGCUCCCAGACUUGGUCAAACUCCUGACCCCCGAUGAGAUCAAGCAAAGCCCGGACGAAUUCUGCCAUAGUGACUUUGAAGAUGCCUCCCAAGGAAGCGACCCGAGAAUCUGCCCUCCUUCCUCAGUGCUCCCUGCCGACCGCAAGUGGGGCUUCAUUACUGUGGGUUACAGGGGGUCCUGCACCAUGGGCAGAGAGGGGCAGGCAGAUGCCAAGUUUCGUAGGGUUCCCCGGAUUUUGGUUUGUGGAAGGAUUUCCUUGGCAAAAGAGGUCUUUGGAGAAACUUUGAAUGAGAGCAGAGACCCGGACCGAGCCCCAGAAAGAUACACCUCCAGAUUUUAUCUCAAAUUCAAGCAUCUGGAAAGGGCUUUUGAUAUGUUGUCAGAGUGUGGAUUCCACAUGGUGGCCUGUAACUCCUCGGUGACAGCAUCUUUUGUCAACCAGUAUACAGAUGACAAGAUCUGGUCAAGCUACACUGAAUAUGUCUUCUACCGUGAGCCUUCCAGGUGGUCCUCCUCGCACUGCCACUGCUGCUGCAAGAGCGCCGCGGGCGACAAGGAGGGGGAGAGCGGCACAUCUUGCAACGACCUCUCCACCUCCAGCUGCGACAGCCAGUCUGAGGCCAGCUCCCCCCAGGAGACGGUCAUCUGUGGGCCCGUGACACGCCAGACCAACAUCCAGACUCUGGACCGUCCCAUCAAGAAGGGCCCCGUGCAGCUGAUCCAGCAGUCGGAGAUGCGGCGGAAGAGCGAUCUGCUCCGGACUCUGACGUCCGGCUCCAGGGAGUCGAACAUGAGCAGCAAAAAAAAAGCUGUUAAGGAAAAGCUCUCCAUUGAGGAAGAGCUGGAGAAAUGCAUCCAGGAUUUCCUAAAGAUCAAAAUCCCAGACCGGUUCCCCGAGAGAAAACAUCCUUGGCAAUCUGAACUUUUACGGAAGUAUCAUCUAUAGGGGAGGGGCUGGGGGGAGGGGGAAGAAAGAAACCACAGCACCACUUGGAAAUAAACCUCCUAGCGAAAUUCACAAUUGAAAAGAAAAGUAACAACAGUAUGUUUGUGAGAACACAGUAGCCCAUUGAUGCACUACUGCCUAUUUACCUAGUUCACCUUAACGUUGAAAUCCACAGGGUAGAUUUCUUUCCAGAUGUGGAAUUAGAAGAAAAUCUCUUUUUUGGUUCCUUGUUUGUUUGUUCGCUGGGUCCCGUGUGCUGAGUAUGAGUAUCUUAUGUAUGAGUAGAGCCAGAUACAGAAGAGCA